GCGCGCGGGUCAAUGCUAACGGCAGCUAACAGCCAACUGACAGCAGAGAGAGAAACCUCCGACCCGCAGCGACUCCAAAUACGGCCCAGAAACCCGCAGAUAGCCGCCGAGCUCUCUCUAUUCCCGCCGUAGACGCGGUGUAGCUCCUCCGGCGGCCGUGUAGCUGCAGCUGCGGCUCGCUAAAACCGGGCUGCUCGGCUGUUGACAUCCAUGACGGGCACGGAUGCGUCGGUGUUGGGUCACCAACUCGGCAGCUAGCGUAACUUUUCCGCGGAAGUUUUUUUUUUCUUCUUCUCUGGUAUGCGUUCAGAAACCCGUCCUUCGCUCUGACUCGGCGCUGAGCCGGACUCGGGUCUCUCGGUAAAUUCUGGUUGCGAUGAAGCUGCAGUGUGAUGUCGAGGUGGUCAGCCGGAUGCUGCCCUCGUUCGGGAUGAAAAGUCGGGGCAAAGGGACGAGAGCGGUUCUGUCCAUCGGGAAGCAUUUGGACAAGACGAGCCAACGGAGCAACAUCUACAUGAUGAUCUGCACCGCCAAGGACAGAGCCGGGUCCAAGUACAAGCUGAAAGGCAACAUAGAGAAGUUCUUCACUUGGUUCGUGGACGAAGGCAAGGCCACCGUCAGAUUAAAGGAACCUGCUGUUGACAUUUGUUUGAGCAAGGCCGAUGCAAACAGCUUGAAGAACUUCCUCUCGGCAGCUCGUCUGGCCGACAGGGGAACCGACACGAGCAGCCUUCCUCUGUCCACGCUCACUCCCGUUCGGGCCAGAGACGUAGAGCAACCCAAGAAGAAGCUCACCAUCGUCUCCAAGAAGGACUACCCGCUUACCUCGAACUUCCCCUACUCCUUGGAGCAGCUGCAGGUCUCAUAUUGCAAACUGUCACGUGUGGACAUGCGAAUGCUGUCCCUCAAAGCUCUACGAAAACUAGACCUCAGUAACAACCACAUCAAGAAGCUCCCUGCUACGAUCGGUGACCUCAGCUGCCUCUCUGAACUCAUCCUCCACAACAACCACCUGGAAGCCUUCAGCGAGGCCCUCUGCCUGUCCACCCUGCAGCGGACCCUCCAGCUCCUGGACAUCAGCCAGAACCGACUGCACUCCCUGCCCGCUCAGUUCUGCCAGCUCAGAGAGCUGGUGAACCUCAAACUGGACGACAACGAACUCGUGUGUUUGCCGUUCCACAUCGGCCGACUCUCAAAGCUGAGGUUCCUGUCGGCGGCGCACAACCAGCUGGCCGCGCUGCCCGGCGACUUCCGUAAGCUGAGCCUGGAGAACCUGGACUUGUUUGGAAAUCCGUUUAUCCAGCCCAACCCUCUGGAUAACAAAAUGCAACUCACAUUCCCCCUUCCUCUUCAAGAGAUCGCCUCCAGAGCUGUGGCCAAUCUCAGGAUACCGUACGGACCUCACCUCAUCCCUGCACACUUGUGCCGGGACCUCGAAGUAGCCAAGACCUGCGAGUGCGGCUGCAUCUGCGUCAGCUACUACAUCAAAACGGCGGUGAGCAUGAACCUGCACCAGGUCUCUCACACGGUGGUGCUGGUGGACGACAUGGGAGGCACGGACGCUCCGGUGCAGCAGCACUUCUGCUCCCUGCCCUGCUACUCUGAGUUUCUGGACAGCUCCCUCCAAAGAGGAAUCAGAUGAGGAGGAAAAACACUGACUGGACAGAAGAACAACAACAGCUGGAAACGGUGCUGCAGUGGUUGUGAGAUACUGUACGAGGAUAGAUGCGAAGAAGAAGCUGCAGUAGAGAGUAGCCCAGUGAUGAUACCUUUAGAUGGAAGGACGAUGUGGACUUUCUUAAGCUUUGUUUUUAAGCUGCUUGUUUUACCCUUACAUUCAACGUAUAAGGCACUUACUAGAGAUCAAAAUGGGGUAAGAGACAAACAUGAACAUCUUUGUUCUGUUGCACAGAGGGACUGUAAUGAUAGAGACACAUCAUCUUGUCUUGUUCCUUGUCUCUCUGCCUUUUAGAGCAAAUCACAGGUUCCCCUAAUGACCCACUUCCAUUCGGCAUGGGAAUAAAGAAAUUAGAUCAAUUUUAUGAACACAGUGCCUCAGGGUCCUUGAAUACAAAGCAAUGGCUGAAGGGAGUUGGUUGUUGCUGUGCUACUGACCCACAAUUUUUAUAUAUAUAUAAGUACAUAUAUAUAUAUAGACAUGAAAAAUAAAUAAAAGUAUUCAUUGUUUUGUC
Messenger RNA from Stegastes partitus (bicolor damselfish), 2192 nucleotides. It is a transcript of the gene lrr1, whose product is annotated as leucine rich repeat protein 1. The transcript has 5 exons. The record is from RefSeq and is a predicted model, not a curated record. Lineage: Eukaryota; Metazoa; Chordata; Actinopteri; Pomacentridae. Gene Ontology annotation, molecular function: protein binding. The coding region runs from base 377 to 1642 and encodes 421 amino acids. Gene Ontology annotation, cellular component: cytoplasm.